AUGAGGAAGGCGAUAGCCGCGGCAACCACUACAUUGAAGAUCACGCAGGGCUCGGAUAUAGACGGCGAUAGGCCGACCUGGGCCCCGACCGAAUGGAUGGUGCUAGAGUCCGCACUAACUGGAGGACUGGAAGGGGCGCCAGAGAAACGCCCGUUAACUUGGACUGACUUCCAUCAUGCCGACACCCUCUUCGGCCGUGUCAUCAUUCGCAGUCACUACAUUCCCGGACGGGGGGUUGCGGAUGGCCGAGUCGAACCUCUUGUUGAACCUUUCACGAAGGUGGACAAAGAAGACGCUGGAUCUAUAUUGAGGGAGGCAGUCGUGAUGACACCGGAAAUUGCAGGUUCGGGUGCAGAAGAGGAGAUCGACAAAGCUUUCAUUCACGAUUUCGUCCGUAGCGUGGACUCUGGGUGGACAGCGGAGCAGGUACGCGUAUCAAAGCUUUCUCAGCGAACGAAUACUUAUGCACCGAGGGAUAGAUGUGGGCAGUAG
Molecule: messenger RNA, 492 nt
Organism: Aspergillus puulaauensis
Lineage: Eukaryota; Fungi; Ascomycota; Eurotiomycetes; Eurotiales; Aspergillaceae
Exons: 1
Coding region: 1-492 (163 amino acids)
Source: RefSeq, a predicted model, not a curated record